AUGGAUAUGGAGCGCACUGACGUGCUGGUCGACAUCCUCCGCCACCUCCCGCCGCGCAGCCUCGCCGCAUCCCGCUGCGUCUGCACGUCCUGGCGGGCCACCGUCGACCACCACCGUCUGCUGCGCGCGGACCUGCUCCCGCUCUCCGUGGACGCGGUGAUCUGGGACAAUGAUACCAUAGACGCCCCGAUGCUCUUCGCCCGCCGCUCAACGGCGCGCUACAUCACCAGUAGGCUCGAUUACCUCGAAGAGGAUCCCGACUAUGGAAUGUACGCGGGGGAGAUGAGGGAUUACUGCAAUGGCCUCCUCUUGAUUCAGAACGACACGGUGGUCAAUCCCGCCACGCGGCAGUGGGCGCCAUUGCCCCGGCUGCCGUGCGCGUGCUCGCCCGAUGGGGAUUGCGGGCGCUGCCACAACAAUCGCUACCUCGCAUAUGACCCUACCAUCUCGCCACAUUACGAGGUAUUCUUCAUUCCUCGUAUUCCCUGUGAUGUACCCGAUGACAUGGCCUCCACUAUGGAGUGGCCACCUUCGCCGUAUACCAUGUAUGUUUUCUCGUCCAAGACAGAGUGUUGGGAAGAGAGGUCAUUCAUGCGAGAAGGGGAUGCUGCCGGAACAAUUGACGAUGUGAAAUCACAUCGGAAAUCUGAUCAGAAUUUGUACUACGCAGCUUACUGGCAGGGGUCACUUUACGUUCCUUUUAGGCAAAUACACGGUGGUUUUCUUCUGAGAAUAAACUUGUCGAGUGAUAAGUACCAAGUAAUUGAGUUGCCAAAAGGAGGCAUCAGAUCACUAUCUCGUCUAGGAAAAUCGGAAAAAGGGGUCUACUGUGUAUUGAAGAAUGGAAGAUGCACAUUUCAGGUUUGGUUUCUGUAUGAAUCGGGUGGUCUGAUAGACUGGGUUUUGAAGAAUGAAAUAAACCUGGAGCCAGCAUGGAGAGAAUAUUUUGAGAAACAUAUUGACGAAGGUCCAUGGAUCUCACAGUCGGAUGAUCAGAAAGAGUUGUUGUUGAAGAAUGAUGUCAACCUUAAACUUGUAGCUGAAUACAACGAAGCAGUAGAGAAAGAUGAUUUUGAGUGGGACUCUGAUGAUGAAAAUGUUCUCAGCACUGCAGGCUGGCCUAAGAAGUACAACCCUGACAAUGAAGCCUAUGAAACCCCUCUUCAACUUGAAUGUCUUGGAUUUCACCCUUACAAGGAAAUUGUUUUGUUUCAUGACCACAAUAGUGCAACGGUUGCAUAUCAUUUGAAUAGCUCGAAGGUUCGAUACUUGGGUGAGAUGGAGCACUACUAUUCCUUCAUUGAGAUCUCUUUUCCUUACGCCCCAUGCUGGACUAUGGACUUACCUGGAAGUAAGUAA
Messenger RNA from Triticum turgidum subsp. durum (durum wheat), 1359 nucleotides. Lineage: Eukaryota; Viridiplantae; Streptophyta; Magnoliopsida; Poales; Poaceae. The record is from the annotation of a GenBank genome assembly.